CCCGAUCGACGCAGCUAAUUAUACAACGACGAGGGGCUAUAAUUGGCACAGAACCAACACGCCCCCCUCGACGCCGUCAUCACUUCUUUCGCCUCCCACACCAUAAGCUCAAAUACGUCAACAGAUUGCCCCCGCGUUACCACCGCCUCCGCUGGUCUUCGGCACGAAGCGGCAGAGGUCGGGUUUGCCCUUGUCGCCCUCGUUGCGGCGCAAAACGUCCACGGUAUGCAUCCUCCUGAACUUUUGGGUUGGUCACAUCCUCGGCGCCAUCGUCCUCUUCCUCGUCUUUGUCGACGCCACGGCCAACAACUGGGCAAUCAACAGUUUGACUGGCGACGCGCUGCAGUUUCGCACCCCCGUCGCCCCCCUGUCGGCCGCGGCCGACUUGACAAACCACUACACUUUUGCACGUGGACGUUCGCUCUCGAAUCUGUCGUUCGUUGGCCGGUGGAUGACGUUGAUCUCGGUCACCAACCUGGCGAUCGCCAGCUCCGACGUGUAUAUCGUGACGGCGGGGUCUUACUCCAUCGCGGGAGCCAUGAACUAUUGUGCCGGUCUGAAAGGCAACUACUCGGUGCCAGACCUGUCGAUUCCAGUCCGAUUUGCGGCUGUCGACGACGGUGUUACGUUCCUCCGUGGCAACGCGCUCACUCACUUCUUUACCAACGACACCGUCAACGACCUGCCGUCCAAGACGUCGACGAUGGCUGACUUGGCGGUGCUCGGGUUUCACGCGGCGCGCAUUCAAGCCGACCUUCGCAUGACCACGGCGCUGGUCAUCAAGAACACCUCGAGUGUGCAAUCGAUCGCCCUUCCAUCCUACCGCAUCUACAGCAAGAGUUUUUGCACAGGGUGCAUUCCCAUGACAACGAUGGGCCGUGGGGCGUGCAACAUGACGGUCAAGUACGUCCACGCGACGAAAACCGUCGAAGUGUCAGACAGCUUUUCCAUUCCUGGCUCCAUGUACGAUUUCGGAUUGAUGAUGAGCUGGGGUGUGCAUGACACGAUUGGAACCUUGCUCAAGUACUGCGCGCUCUUUAUCGCGACGGCGGGGUACUUGGCCAGCCGCAAGACGAUUCAAUGGCACGACCCCGACAAGAUUGACACUGUCACGACCAAACUUGUCGACAUGGUGUUUCCCAAGUGUUUGCCGCACUUGAGCCACGCGAUGCGGUUCGACUUGUUUUGCUACAACAGCGACAUGUUUGUCCUGCUGAGCGUUGCGAGCAACGUCCUAGACAUGGACAAGGGCAUCCAGUACAUCCGGGAAGUGAACUCGUUCAAUUCGCAGAGCCCCCAAUGGGCCAUGAUCAUUCAAUUGCUCGCGCUGAGCACGCGGCUCCUGUGGCUCAAUCUGGGCCUGGUCAAAGCGGCCAAGGUACUUGUUCGCCUUGUGUCAUCUUCCUCGUACUGCGGUGAAAAUCAAGUGAUGAAGUUGCUCAACUUUAGCAGUGUCACGACGCUGUACUUCAGCGCGGUGCUGCUCUUUUACGUGCCGCCGUACGUCGAGUACAACAACUCGGUCCGGUGGGAUGUCUCGAAUCGGAUUGAAAAUCUCGAUGGGUGCUCCAUCCCGUCGUUCUCGAGUUUCUACUAUCGCACGGCCCCGGCGAUCGCGAUCGGGUUGACGCUAAACGUUGUCGCUGUCCUCGCUGUGGACCACAUCGUGCUUUUCAAGCGUUGGCGCGCGUUGGGCAGCAACAGCCUCGGCCGCCAACUCAUGUACAAUUCGACCAGUGUCUCGUGCGAUUUCGUGUUUGACUAUGCGAUCGAGCCCGACGGCGCAUGUGUGAUUCGAUGCAAGGCUCGAAUGCUCAGCACGCUGCAGUGGUACUUUAUGACGCACAUGCAGUGCUUUUGCUUACCCGAAAAGUACGCGAGAAAGUCGAUGGUGGCGUCGAUCGAAGCCGUGAAACGCGCCGAAGGCGCGGCGUGCGAGUCGAACGAGGUGCUGCAUGCGAUCCACCAAAGCGAAGGGGGGCAUGUCCACCUCCUCGACGACGCACUCGCUAACGUCGACGCGCUCGCGUUCAAAACCAAAGUGCUUGAGAACGCGACCGUCUCGAUCCACUAACGGUCUAAAUACCAACGUGCUAGUUGCUCGAGCGAAUCGAGCAAUUGCUUGCCCUACCGAGCGCUUCGGUGACUCGUUGUCGAUCCAAUCUUCU
This is a messenger RNA of Aphanomyces invadans, 2168 nucleotides long. RefSeq lists its product as hypothetical. The transcript has a single exon. The coding region runs from base 452 to 2074 and encodes 540 amino acids. Lineage: Eukaryota; Oomycota; Saprolegniomycetes; Saprolegniales; Verrucalvaceae. The record is from RefSeq and is a predicted model, not a curated record.